Messenger RNA from Gossypium raimondii (Peruvian cotton), 3659 nucleotides. Its product is annotated as E3 ubiquitin-protein ligase SP1. Gene Ontology annotation, molecular function: ubiquitin-protein transferase activity. The coding region runs from base 432 to 1229 and encodes 265 amino acids. The transcript is spliced from 11 exons. Lineage: Eukaryota; Viridiplantae; Streptophyta; Magnoliopsida; Malvales; Malvaceae. The record is from RefSeq and is a predicted model, not a curated record. Gene Ontology annotation, biological process: organelle organization; protein ubiquitination.
UGAUAAAAGUUCCUUUCCUUUCUAAAUCCUAAUGUCCUUCACUUGACUGCUGGCGUAUCUAAUUCGGUAAUUCUAGAAUCAAAUUAGCUUCCGUUUCUCCUAAAAUGUGAUCCUUGUACGAGGAAUAAAUGCUGUAACCCAAGAUGUUUAGAAGUAAGGGUUCGUUUGUUCCCAGUUUCUUACGUUAAGAUGGUUCCAUGGGGCGGCCCCAGUUGCUGCUUGAGUGCAGCCGCUCUCUAUCUUCUUGGAAGGAGCAGUGGAAGGGAUGCAGAGGUUCUCAAGACAGUAACUCGAGUCAAUCAGCUCAAAUAAUUGGGUGAUACACUUACUGGAGACUGAUUUGAUUAAUCGGCAUCAUUAGCAUGUGCUAAGACAUAUAUCUUGAUGGUACAAUAUUUUUUUCAGCUCAAUUGCUUGACCUUGAAAGUAAAAUGAUACCUAUAAUUGUUACAAUCUCUGGAAGAGUUGGUUCCGAGACACCAAUAAAUUGUCGGCACAGUGGAUUAAGAGGUGUCAUAGUAGAGGGAACGGCGGAACAACAUUUUCUAAAGCACAAUGAUGCCGGUUCUUGGAUACAAGAUUCUGCUUUGAUGCUUUCUAUGUGUAAAGAGGUCCCAUGGUACCUGGAUGAUGAGACUGGUCGUGUAUAUGUAGUUGGUGCUCGUGGUGCAGUAGGUUUUGCACUAACAGUUGGAAGUGAAGUAUUUGAAGAGUCAGGUCGGUCAAUUGUACGUGGAACAUUAGACUAUCUCCAAGGUCUCAAGAUGCUUGGAGUCAAGCGAAUUGAGCAGGUGCUUCCCACUGGUUCUUCUUUGACUGUUGUCGGAGAGGCUGUCAAGGAUGACAUUGGAACAAUUCGGAUUCAGAAGCCACAAAAAGGGCCUUUUUAUGUGUCCCCAAAAUCUAUUGAUCAACUCGUUUCCAACCUUGGGAAGUGGGCAAGGUGGUACAAGUAUGCAUCAUUUGGACUGACCAUCUUUGGUGUCUUUCUAAUCACCAAGCAUGCAAUCCAUUAUUAUUUGGAGAGAAGACGCCGGUGGGAAUUGCGGCGAAGGGUUCUUGCUGCUGCAGCUAAGAGAACAGGAUCAGAUAAUGAAGAUUCAACUUUGAAAGCUGAAAAUGGAACAGGGACCAAUCAAGACUGCGUAAUGCCAGAUCUAUGUGUAAUAUGCCUUGAGCAGGAGUACAAUGCUGUUUUCAUACAAUGCAGGGUGAAACUAGAAGCUUAAGCAGUCUUCCUUGGAAUGAAGUGGUUAAAGGAAUUGCAGGUGGAACAAGUCUGAGGUAGAAGCUGAUUCAGUAUUUAAGUUUCUUACAGGCAAUGAACAACUAUUGUCCAGCCUGAGAAAUUUAGUUGAGGAGAUUACAGUUUUGUCUUCGAGUUUUACGUCUAUUUGUUUUGAUCAUGUAUUGCAGACCGGUAACAAUCCGGUCCAUCAUCUUGCUUAUUUCACUUCUCUUAGUACUGAUGGUAAGAUCUAUCCGAUUGUAUUGCUCAAUGGAUUUGUAAGGAAAAUGAGAUUAUGAAAGAAUGAGCAGUUAGUGCUCUUUCUUUUUCACCCUUUGAAAUUUCACGUGACUUUCCAUUAAUGAUUUUUUUAAUGAAGCAUCUUCCAUAAAAAUAAAAUAACCCAGUGAAGAAAGAGCUGACUAACUGAACACGAGAAACAUGAGAUGCAACGUGCAACGUGUGCCAGGUGCUGUGCUAGUUUUGGGAAACGAAUAAUGGAAGUUGCAAGAAGUCAAAUUUUAACGAAGUCAAAAGGCUGUCCAGAAUCCAACGUCACCAACACUCUUUCUUCCAAUCCGAGGUAACUUUCACACUGUAAUAUUCCACUUUCUAUAAUUUUCCAGGAAAAUUGAGUGGUUUCUGCUCGUGAAAUGGGCCAGUAGGUUUUGUGACGUAAGAAAGAAGAGCAUGAGCAGGGUGACGCCAUUGCCCUGAAUGUUGUUGUCAACAUCAUCAAUAGUUUUAACUCACAUGUCCAUUUUUCAAUUUAAACCUAGAUACUGAAUCCGAUACCCUCUCCAUUUCUCAUCACAAAUUCAUCAACCUUUUGUCUCUUUCUCAGUUCUUUCAUUGCAUUGUCAAAAAGGAAGAUUCUUACUUCCUAAGUUGUACACAUUUGGUUAGAUUGUGGUUCAUAGUUGGAGCUGAGAAAUUGAAGCAUAGAAAAAGAGGAGAAUAUGAUCCCCUCAUUUCCCAUCUAUCACAUCAGUACUAAAAUUUACAGCAACUAGUUAGCUUCCUGGAUUUUGUUUUUACACCAUGCAAUAGUUUUAUUGUUUUGGGGUUUAAUUAUGCCCUCCAUCCUUUGACUUUUCAUGCUUUUGAAAUUUAGUCCCCUAUUUGUCUUAUUUAAAAUUUAAAAUCUAAUUGAUAAACACUAUUAAUCAACUUCUGUUAAAUUUGAAUAUGUUGCAUUUUAAUAUUCAAAGAUGGGAUUAAAAGUUAAAGUUCAAUUGAUGGCAGUCAAAUUUAAUAGAAGUCAAUUAACAAUGAUAUAAAUUACUUUAAUUUUUAAAUCAAACAAGUAGAGAUUAAAAUUUUGGAAUUAAAAGCAAAAUGACUAAAUUUCAAAAGUCUGAAAAUUAUAGAGACUGGGGGCAAAAUUAGACCUUGUUUUCCACUUUGUUAAUGUGUGAUUCUCACUGGUCUCUGUACAGGACCUUAUUGAUAAGUAUAAAACAGGUUUGUGGGUUGGCCAUGUUAAGUAGAUAUCUGCCUCCCGGUACCUGCUUGUUCCUUCACCAAAAACAAGACUUCUCCAAUUUCCCUUUCAAUUCAUAUUACCGUCAAUGGAUUCCUCCCCCGAGGGUGUGUGUGAGAAACUAUUUAGAGCAAUCACUUUGUGUCCUGCUUUCCGCACAACCCAUAGUAUCACAAUCCCCCAACAACAAUCAACCAUCAGCCAUGCUCGAACUCCACUAUUACAAAACCCUGUCAAAACCCAAAUGGCAUCUCCACAAUACCCUAAACCUACAACCACUGAAGAAGCAGCGGCAAUUCCCAUCAAGUUUGACUAUACUUCUACUGAGAAACCAAAGCCAAUAGCAACCACCUUGAAUGCUUCAACCCGCCAAUCACCACUUGGCCGGGUGGGUCAACAGGUGGAAACACAAAAGCCCUCCACUCAUAAUGGUGAGCAGCCACGAAAUAAGUCCAAGCCUAAUAGGUCGCCAAUCCCAAUCCGAAAUGAACAACAUCAAACCACCAAGGUGGAGGAAGCCAAGAAACCAACCAAAAAUUACAAAACUUUCGAUGAAUUUAUCGAACAAACGAAGAAAAAGUUGUCACUUGUUGAUGAUGAGGAGCAGGAUUUGGGCAAGGUUGUGGUGGAAUAUGGUAAGAAUCAUCACUUUUCCGCUUAGAGUUACCUCAAGUAUCGAGGAUAGAAAAGUGAUGAUGAGUCCUUUAUAAACAAUGAAUAAACUGGAGAUUCUACACAUACUUCUGCUUAAUAGGUUCGAUGAAUAAUUAUGGAUUUUUAUUUUCUGCGGGCGUAUCGUAUUCCAUAAUGUCGGGUGAUGUCUAUGUUGUCAAAUAUAUUUGGAACAUACAUACAUAUAUGUGUGUGUGUGUUUUCCAAUAAACACUUAAUAUGCUUUUGUACUCUACCCAUUAUUGAUUUAAUAAAUUUUUUUUAUAUAAUGUUUUA